AUGAGCCCGUCCAAGCUGGUCGCCGAGGGGAGGGUCGGCCUGGGAGAGUCUGAGAACCAGCGCGAUGCGCGCAUUGAGCAGCUCUGGUUCAAGCUCGACCCCGGACGAACGGGCGAGCUGGACCUGAAAGGCCUUCAGCGGGCCUUUCGCAAAAUCGACCACCCUAUGAAGAAUGCGGACGACAUGCUCAAGAAGAUUCUGAAAGAGGUGGAUACCAACGGCGACGGCAAGAUACAGUACGAAGAAUUCCGAGUCUUUGUGCAACAUGCCGAGCAGCAGCUCUCGCGACUCUUCUCCACCAUUGAUAGAAACGGUGACGGGAGGCUGGACGUCAAGGAGCUCCAGGCAGCCUUUCGCAGCGCCGGCUUGACCGUGGCCAAUGCGAGGCUGACAGAGUUCUUCAAUGACCUGGACAUGAACAAUGACGGCUUCGUCACCUUUUCUGAAUGGCGGGACUUUCUCCUAUUCAUGCCAGCCAAGGACCAUGCCUCGCAGCUUCGGGCCGUGCUGUCAUACUACAAUUCGGUGGUCAACGUCACUCCUGAGGGAGACACGCUCGUCGGCGAGGAUACUUUGCAAGGCUUAGAGCCUGUUGCUGGCGGCGGUCCACAGUCGCGAGCCACCGCCGUUGCUGUCACUGCCAUCGACAACAACGCCCGCCGUAGCAGAGAGGGCAGCACUCUUGCGGUGGCUGAUGCCGCGGAUGUCGACGGCGAUGGUGGUGCGGAGGAGGAGCACAGGGGCAUCAACAAACGGUCAUCUACCACCGCCUUGGAUGUCAAGCCUCCCAAGAAAUUUAGACUGACGGAUUUCAUUCCUGAUCCAGGUUACUUCGUUGCCGGAGCCAUCGCUGGAGGUGUUUCGCGUACAGCCACGGCGCCUCUUGAUCGCCUCAAGGUGUACCUGCUCGUCAACACCAGUAGCGCUCCCGAGACAGCUGCGAAGGCCAUUAAGUCUGGCCGCGUGCUCAGCGCUGCGCAACACGCUGCGCGCCCCUUCAAAGAUGCUAUCAAGGAUAUUUUUCGAUCAGGCGGCCUGGCUGGUUUCUUUGCAGGCAAUGGUUUGAAUGUAGCCAAGAUCAUGCCCGAGACGGCCAUUAAAUUUGGUUCUUACGAGGCCGCAAAACGCGCACUCGCCAACUUUGAAGGGCAUGGAGACAUCAGGCAGAUAAGCUCCGUCUCCAAAUUCACAGCCGGUGGUGUGGCUGGUAUGGUGGCACAAUUCUGCGUCUACCCACUGGACACCCUGAAGUUCCGUCUGCAGUGCGAAACAGUGGAGGGUGGCCUCAAGGGCCGCGCCCUUGUCCGACAGACAGCCGCCAAAAUGUGGGCAGAUGGCGGCAUGCGGUCCUGCUACCGUGGAGUGACCAUGGGCCUGAUAGGCAUGUUCCCCUACAGCGCCAUCGAUAUGGGCAUGUUUGAGCUGCUCAAGAAGACGUACCGCACCUACUAUGCGCGAUACGCCGGCAUCCACGAGGACGACGCCAACCCGGGCAACGUGGCGACGGGGAUCAUCGGCGCGUCGUCGGGCGCAUUUGGCGCAUCCGUAGUAUAUCCCUUGAACGUGGUGCGGACCCGACUCCAGACCCAGGGCACAGUCAUGCACCGCGCAACGUACACCGGUAUCUGGGACGUCACCCAGAAGACGAUUCAGCGUGAGGGCUACCGCGGGCUGUACAAGGGGCUCACGCCCAAUAUUCUAAAAGUGGCGCCCGCGUUGAGCAUAACGUGGGUUGUGUAUGAGAACUCGAAGAAGAUGCUGGGGCUACACUAA
Messenger RNA from Emericellopsis cladophorae, 1773 nucleotides. Its product is annotated as calcium dependent mitochondrial carrier protein. Bases 1 to 1773 code for a protein of 590 amino acids. Gene Ontology annotation, molecular function: calcium ion binding; ATP transmembrane transporter activity. The record is from RefSeq and is a predicted model, not a curated record. NCBI's taxonomy places the organism in Eukaryota, Fungi, Ascomycota, Sordariomycetes, Hypocreales, Bionectriaceae. The transcript has 6 exons. Gene Ontology annotation, biological process: transmembrane transport.